Alternaria incomplexa is the source of this 537-nucleotide messenger RNA. RefSeq lists its product as uncharacterized. The record is from RefSeq and is a predicted model, not a curated record. Bases 1 to 537 code for a protein of 178 amino acids. The transcript is spliced from 2 exons. NCBI's taxonomy places the organism in Eukaryota, Fungi, Ascomycota, Dothideomycetes, Pleosporales, Pleosporaceae.
AUGUUUGCGAAAACAGGCCUUCUUCUACUGACUGCAGCGGCGGGAGUGGUGAGAGGCGACUUCAUGGUCUACACAGAACCGCCAAUUCCCACGUCCGCCAUUCCAACCUUCGCCAAUCCAUCCGAUGCCCAGAGCUGGACCACCUCCGUCUUCCUCAACGCGCAAAUAGCGUACGGUCGCUUCACGGAAUCCCUCGGCGAGCCCUACCAGUCCUCUCUCACGUCCGCGCGCUCCGAAAUCGACGCCUUCGUUCGCACCGCCUCGAAUUACAGCAUUCCGGCUGAAGUCACCAUGGCCGAUGAGACCCCCACAUACUUCUCCAAGCCAGAUUGGUAUACAGCCCUGCCGAGUGCGGCGAGGUCGUUCAAGGAACAACAGGUCAGCGAUCAGUUCAGCAUCGUGAGGAACGUUAUUGCGGCGAGGGCUACCUCUACGACGGGUUCCGAGGGAGCCGCGAUGCCGACUGCACUUGCUGGACAGUGGCUGGGGGCUGAGUUCGGCGUCAUGGCUGCGGCGGCUGCGGCUGCCUUCUUGUGA